AUGGGAAAAACCACCAUUCAAAAUGUCAUCAAUGAUAGUCUCUUUUGUCCACUUCAAUCACAAAUACGCAAUUCUACACUAGAACAUUUUGAACGACGAGUAGGUGGUUUAAACAUCAUUGAUACGCCCGACAUAUUUGACAAUCAAAAUACGUUAAGUAAUUGCCACAUGACUCAACAUGGUCUGAAUAUUAGUGGAUUUCAGAUUCCAUUUACUAGUGGUAAUCUUCCUUUAUUUGGAUUUGUAUUUAACAUUCGACAAGGAAUUAAUUCAGAAGAUAUAACAGCCAUACUUAAUUUCAAAAAGAAAUUUACUCGAUUUAGUCGAAAGAUGUUUUUGAUAUUGACACAUUGUGAAGAAAAGACUGAAAAUCAAAGAUUAGAAUUAAUUGAAGAAUUUUUCAAUCAUUCUCGUUUCAUGAAUAAUCAUGUACGUCAAUUCUUUGAACGUGGUGUUCUUUGUAUGGGUUGUAUACGACGUGAAUCACUUGAAAGUGGUAAUCGAAAAGCAUUGAAUUUCGAACAUAAUCAAGUAUUACAAAUGCGAGCUGAGUUCAUUCGACGAUGUCAAGAUAAUGACAGUGUUAUCGUAAUACCUUUUGAAUAUUCCUUGGAGAAUCGCUGUUGUUCUCCUAUUUGGCGAUGCUGAGGAGGAUGGAUGAAUGAAGAUGAUGAUGAAAUUCAAUUUAAUGACAUGAUUGCAGAAGUAAAACGUUGGAGUGCUAGUAAAAAUAAAUAUCCGUUUCGUCAAACCAUAACACAUAAUCUUUUGUUAAUGGGUAAAACUCGUACUGGUAAAACAACAGUAGCUAAUGUACUGGCUGAUCCAUGCUAUGUUCCUCCUAAUGCCAAAUUACAUUCUGAGACAAGAGAAGUAUCCGUUCAUCCUGUCGCUGCAACAAUGAUUCGUGAGAAUAUUGUUUAUUGUUUCAAUGUGGUUGAUACACCUGGUUUAUACGAUAAAGUAACAAAAAGUGGUACUCCAAUGACAAAUGAUCGAAUUAAAGCUGCUAUUGAUGAGUGCAUAAAAAAAGAUGUAACUAAUAUGCAUCUAUUUGCUUUUGUAAUAAGUUUACAAAGUAAUGUGGAUGUUGAUGAUAUCAAUUCAAUGGUAUUUGUUAGAGAUAAUUAUCCAAAACUUCAUCAGUAUAUUUGUUUACUAGUAACACAUUGUGAAGAAUCGACUACAGAACAACGAGAAGCAAAAGUCAAUGAAUUUUUUGAUUCACAAGCGGUUGUUAAUCAUAAAUUGAAAGAGUUUUUUGCUCAAAAAAUUUUCUACAUGGGUGCAUUACGUCCAGAAUUGAAAACUCAUCCAAAUAAACAAUCAGUUCGUCAACAAAUUCGAAAUGUUCAUAAAAUGCGACAAACAUUUCUCGAAUAUAUCAUUGCUCUUGACGUUAAAGAUUCUUUCAAUAUUCAUCGUGUAGACAUGCAAGGUGGCUGUACUCUGCUCUAA
This is a messenger RNA of Rotaria sp. Silwood1, 1458 nucleotides long. Lineage: Eukaryota; Metazoa; Rotifera; Eurotatoria; Philodinida; Philodinidae. The record is from the annotation of a GenBank genome assembly.